CUAAUUUAAAUUAUCUUCUGGUGUCCUACGAAGCUAAGGAAGUUAGCUUGCUAGCUGGAAGUGCACAGACCCGAACGUAACUUCACAGCGCACUUCAGAGAGAGCAAACGGUUUUUAACAAUCUGUCUGAAGGAAACGUUUCUGUGAUUUAGCUAGUAGAAAUGUCUAAACUUGAGUUCAGUUCAAAAGAGAAUCAACGACAACAGAAACUACUGGACGCUGUUUUAAACCCUGAAGUCCAGAUACACAGAGCAGACGUCCAGCAGCUGUCGGUGGUUAAAGCAGAGGUUCCCCCUGAGCAGCAGGAGUGGAGCUCCAGUCUGGACCAGGAGGACCCAGAGCCCCCCCCACACAUUAAAGAGGAACAGGAGGAACUCUGGACCAGUCAGGAGGGAGAGCAGCUUCAAGGGCUGGAGGAGGCUGAUAUCAAGUUCCCGUUAACUUCUGUCCCUGUGAAGAGUGAAGAAGAUGAUGAAGAGAAAGCUCAGUCCUCACAGCUUCAUGGAAGCCAAACUGAGGAGAACAGAGAGGCAGAGAGAACAGAAGCUGAUGGAGAGGACUGUGGAGGACCAGAACCAGCCAGGAACUCAGAUCCAGAUAGUCCUUUACAACCAGCUACUCAUGACAAGACUUCAGACUACUCUGAAUCUCAGACUGAUGACAGUGGUGACUGGGAGGAGACUAGGGAACCUCAGUCAGGUUUAAACCCUCUGAAAAACAAUGAAGUAGCUGUAAGUGAUGUGGAAUGUAAUACUGGAAACACAUCAGUUAGCUCCUCUGAAUGUGCUGGAAGCUUUGGCCACAAGAAACCUCUGCAGAAACACUCUGGAGUCCAAACAGGAGUGAAACCAUUUAGUUGUUCAGUUUGUGUAAAAGAUUUACACAAAAGCAAACUCUGAAACGACACGUGACUGUCCACAUGGG
Molecule: messenger RNA, 924 nt
Organism: Sander lucioperca (pikeperch)
Lineage: Eukaryota; Metazoa; Chordata; Actinopteri; Perciformes; Percidae
Product: zinc finger protein 200-like
Exons: 3
Coding region: 162-899 (245 amino acids)
Source: RefSeq, a predicted model, not a curated record